UCAGACUGAAACUUGAUCAGCUCCGACAACCUACUUCCAAAAUGAAAUUCUUAGUGAUUCUCGCCGUCGCCGUUGCUUGUGCCGCCGCUGAUGUUUCCCACAUUGUCGGGCCUGAUGCGAUUCUGAAGUCCAGCUUCGAAAGCCACCCUGAAGGUCACUUUUCAUACGAUUUCGAAACCAGCAAUGGCAUUAUCACCCACUCUGACGGCGUAGUAAAGAACCCCAACACCGAAAACGCUGCUCUUGAAAUCAAGGGAUUCGUCAAAUACACCUCUCCUGACGGCACCCCCGUGAAUCUUGAGUACGUCUCCAACGAAUUUGGAUACCAAGCCGUCGGCAGCCACGUUCCCGUCGCUCCCCCAGUCCCGGAAUAUAUCCUCCGCAGUAUCCAAUACAUUGCUGAACACCCUGCUCCCGAGCGCGUCAUCAAGAAGCCUUAAUCUAUUAAAUAAACUCCGACCCUAGUACAAAAACUACCUGUUUAUAUUAUGCUAGACAACGAGCUACUAUCCAUCGUUUC
Molecule: messenger RNA, 520 nt
Organism: Melitaea cinxia (Glanville fritillary)
Lineage: Eukaryota; Metazoa; Arthropoda; Insecta; Lepidoptera; Nymphalidae
Gene: CPR2
Product: larval cuticle protein LCP-17-like
Exons: 4
Coding region: 42-440 (132 amino acids)
Cellular component (GO): chitin-based extracellular matrix
Molecular function (GO): structural constituent of chitin-based larval cuticle
Source: RefSeq, a predicted model, not a curated record